AAGUGUUCUCGGACACGGCCGCGCUCUCUUUGCGACCGACAUCCGAGACAACUUCCUGUAUGGAAGUAUGAACUGAAUUCAUGUCAAACUCGAAUACAUCACAGACGGGCCUCGAUUUCUCUAAAACCCCGAUUGCAUGAAAGUCCACCUAAUCGCGCUACCUGACUAUCGUACUCCUCUACCUUGCGACAUCAGUUCAACGUGCCAGCAAUGAAGUUCACCUCUGUAUCCAUCCGUCUUGCCUGCACUCUGUUGCAGAUCGCCGCUGCAGCACCGGUCAUCCAGACUGAACAGCGGCUUGUAGGCACGAAUGAUAUUGUUGGAAUUUUCGCUCACCUUCCAUCAUACUGGUACCUAGAACUUAGGCUAGAAGGCGCGCCAGGAGAAGACGGUCCUGUCGUAGAAGUUGCGUGCGACUUACAGCCCAUGGGCAUCGGUGACUGUCUGAAUGGAUGUAAACUGGGUUCACGGGCGAUAGAGUGGACGCAGGAUACCUAUACUCCUGGACUACGGGUAUGACCCAAGUGGCUAUGAGCCUAGCUGUGGGAGUGCGAAGGCGGCCUUCAGAAUGUAGGCGAAUGGAUUAGCUAGUAUUGGUGUAUG
Molecule: messenger RNA, 603 nt
Organism: Fomitopsis serialis
Lineage: Eukaryota; Fungi; Basidiomycota; Agaricomycetes; Polyporales; Fomitopsidaceae
Exons: 2
Coding region: 211-519 (102 amino acids)
Source: RefSeq, a predicted model, not a curated record